AUUUAGUAUACACGCCUUAGCGGAUAAUUUCAUGACUUAUAGUGACGUUUCGUUGUAUAAAAGUUCAUUAGGGUAAACUAUCAAUGUGUAACUACCUUAUCACAGAUGUUUCUACAAAGAGACUCUUCCUGUUUACAACUCUCACUAUCUGGGGCGGCUCUGAACAUCGAUAAAUUCACUUUUCCGGAUUAUUUCUCUGGACCCGCUCGGUUCAGCAGACCGGCACUGUAAAAACUGUUUUUCCAACAUCGUACUACUUUACACAAAGAUGAGGCUGCUCUGUAGCUGCAGUGUUCUGCUACUGCUCGUCCUCAUCCCAAGGGAAUGUGAAAGUGGAAACAUCUUGGUCCUUCCUACAGAAGGCAGCCAUUGGGUAAACAUGGAUGUUAUACUUCAAGCUUUGCAUGCAAGAGGACACAGUCUCACAAUCCUGCGUUCCAGCAAAAGCUGGUACAUCAAGGAGAAGUCCUCCUAUUACCGCACCUACACAGUCGAAACAGAGAGAAGCUUGGAUCAGAAAUUUAUAACAAAAAUCAUUAGAGAUACCCUUGAAUUUGAGAGGGGGGCUCUUCCUUUGACCAGUUUUCUCCACACAACCUUUGGAAUGAUUGGUGUGUUUUUAGAUGCCCACACUGCUGUGGCUGAGGCAGUAACAGGGAUCCUAGAUGACAAAGCACUGAUGAAAACCCUGAAUGAAAGUAAGUUUGACUUGGUGCUCACUGACCCCUGCUGGGGUGGAGGAUCUAUAUUGGCCAAAUAUUUGAACCUUCCUUUGGUUUAUAAUGUGCGUUGGCUGAUAGGUGAGGAGGCUCACAUGGCUAUUGCUCCUUCUCCUCUAUCAUAUAUUCCUAUAACAGGAACCGGCAACACUAACAAGAUGACCUUCAUGCAGAGAGUCAAAAACAUGCUUAUGUAUAUAGCAACCAGAGCACAAAAUGAAAUGGUUGCUCAGCGAAUAUAUCAGAAAAUCUGUGACAAAUAUCUUGGGCCUGGUAUUGAUUAUACAGAGUUAAUGCUUGAUGCAGAUAUUUGGCUCAUGAGAGCUGAUUUUGUUUUUGAAUUUCCUCGUCCCACCAUGCCCAAUGCCAUCUAUAUGGGAGGAUUUCAAUGUAAACCUGCAAAAGCACUUCCUGCAGACCUGGAGGAAUUUGUGCAGAGUUCUGGAGAGCAUGGAUUCAUCCUCAUGUCUCUGGGGACUUUUGUGAGCGAACUCCCCGCCGACAUAACAAAUGAGAUUGCUGCAGCUUUUGCUAAAGUACCUCAAAAAGUCAUCUGGAGACACAAAGGUGACAAACCAACUACUCUGGGAAACAACACAUUGCUGGUGGACUGGAUGCCACAAAAUGAUCUGUUGGGACAUCCCAAGAUUAAACUUUUUGUGGCUCAUGGGGGAACCAACGGAGCUCAAGAAGCCAUGUAUCAUGGAGUUCCAGUUGUGGGUCUACCCUUAUUUUUCGACCAAUAUGACAACUUGCUGCGACUGAAAGAGAGAGGAGGGGCUGAGAUCUUGAGCGUUCAAACAGUAGACAAAGAUGACAACUUCCUGAAAGCCAUACAGGCAGUCCUGAACGAGCCGUCUUACAGGACCAACAUGCAGAAACUCUCCAGGCUUCACAGAGACACUCCCAUGAAGCCCAUGGAUAGCGCCCUCUUCUGGAUAGAGUUUGUCAUGAGACACAAAGGUGCAGGUCACCUGAAAGCACAGUCCUAUAAGAUGCCCUGGUACUCCUACCACUCGGUUGACGUCUUUUUAUUCAUGGGUUGCGUCGUGCUUCUUUUGCUUUUAACUACUGUCAUGCUGCUAAGAUGUUUAUGCACUAAAAUGUGCAGGAAAAAAGUGAAACAUGAGUAAUCAUUCAAGAGAAAUCCAUUUACACAUUUGACGAAUAGAUGAUACAUGAAGUCAAAUUUUUAGGAUAGUUUUAUGUGAUGUUUAGAUUUAUCAGACAUCUGACUGAUAAUACUUAAUCUCAACUGUAUGAAAAAUUACAUAAGGUUUGGCGCCAUUCAUUCAACUCUGAUGCUGUUUGAUAAGGGAAAAUCUUAAGUGGGAUAUUUUGGUUGAUCAUAAUAUAUGUGGUGUUUGUAUGCAAUUAAUGAAUGUUGUGACCUUUGUCACAAGCAAUAUUGUCUGAAUAAAAUACUGAAUUGA
Notolabrus celidotus (New Zealand spotty) is the source of this 2152-nucleotide messenger RNA. RefSeq names its product UDP-glucuronosyltransferase 2B31-like. NCBI's taxonomy places the organism in Eukaryota, Metazoa, Chordata, Actinopteri, Labriformes, Labridae. The coding region runs from base 269 to 1852 and encodes 527 amino acids. The transcript has 2 exons. The record is from RefSeq and is a predicted model, not a curated record. Gene Ontology annotation, molecular function: UDP-glycosyltransferase activity.